Molecule: messenger RNA, 11296 nt
Organism: Paramuricea clavata
Lineage: Eukaryota; Metazoa; Cnidaria; Anthozoa; Malacalcyonacea; Plexauridae
Source: the annotation of a GenBank genome assembly
AUGGCUAUAGUAGUUUCUGUUCUGCUUAUUUUAGAGCAACACCCGCAACUUCAAGAGUUGUGUGAAAAACUGGAAAAGCUUGAUGAAAUAUUACAGGUUAGUUACGCCAGUAAAAGUCGGUUUAUGGUACGACUACCGCGGGUGUCCCAAAAAAAUACUGGACACUGUACAAGCUAUAAAUACUAUCGCAAUGAAAUUUAGAACAUUGCAUUCUAAAAGGACUAACUUAGAUUUUGAUAUAUAAUACUUGAAUUUACAUGCAAUAUUGAGCGAGAUAUAGCUGUUUGAAUUUGGAAUGCGUUUUAGUAAUUGGCUAAAACCCAAUAAAAAUUGGCUGUUUUAUGCUAAUUUUUGGCAUUUUCAAAAACAGUAGUUCAACUUUCAAACAUCAAUAGCGCAGUCAAACACUAAGUUAGUCCUUUCUGAAUGCAAUGAUCUUUAUUUCAUUGCGAUAGCUUUUAUAGCUUUUACGUAACAUGAAAUUAAACAGUGUCCAGUUUUUGGGGGGACACCCGAUAGUCGCAUACGAUUUUUAUUCUGGGGGGACUGUAUAACUGACCCCUGAUUUUAUAUUACUCGUCACUUAUUCAUGUAUAUCUCUGCUUAUAUCCAGGGUGGAAAGUUACGUAAAACCAACCUCUCUGGUUCAGUGGAAAGCGCUUUAGACAGUUUCAGUUUUCUUGACCUCACUGAAGUUGGAGUGAAACCCGAUCAUGAGUUGAGACCCUCGGACACGGGAUACUUCAGUAGUACUGAUGAAACACUGAAACCUGACCAGACAACAGCGGUAAGUAAGGUUGAAUACAUAGCCAGUGAGCUCUGUAAGUAACUGUAGUGACACAAUCUUUAGACACUAGAUACUUCAGUAGUACUGAUGAAACACCGAAACCUGACCAGACAACAGCGGUAAGUAAGGUUGAAUACAUAGCCAGUGAGCUCUGUAAGUAACUGUAGUGACACAAUCUUUAGACACUAGAUACUUCAGUAGUACUGAUGAAACACCCAAACCUGACCAGACAACAGCGGUAAGUAAGCUUGAAUACAUAGCCAGUGAGCUCUGUAAGUAACUGUAGUGACACAAUCUUUAGACACUAGAUACUUCAGUAGUACUGAUGAAACACCCAAACCUGACCAGACAACAGCGGUAAGUAAGCUUGAAUACAUAGCCAGUGAGCUCUGUAAGUAACUGUAGUGACACAAUCUUUAGACACUAGAUACUUUAGUAGUACUGAUGAAACACCCAAACCUGACCAGACAACAGCGGUAAGUAAGGUGGAAUACAUAGCCAGUGAGCUCUGUAUGUAACUGUAGUGACACAACCUUUAGACACUAGAUACUUCAGUAGUACUGAUGAAACACCCAAACCCGACCAGACAACAGCGGUAAGUAAGGUUGAAUACAUAGCCAGUGAGCUCUGUAAGUAACUGUAGUGACACAAUCUUUAGACACUAGAUACUUCAGUAGUACUGAUGAAACACCCAAACCUGACCAGACAACAGCGGUAAGUAAGCUUGAAUACAUAGCCAGUGAGCUCUGUAAGUAACUGUAGUGACACAAUCUUUAGACACUAGAUACUUUAGUAGUACUGAUGAAACACCCAAACCUGACCAGACAACAGCGGUAAGUAAGGUGGAAUACAUAGCCAGUGAGCUCUGUAUGUAACUGUAGUGACACAACCUUUAGACACUAGAUACUUCAGUAGUACUGAUGAAACACCCAAACCCGACCAGACAACAGCGGUAAGUAAGGUUGAAGGUUAAGUAUAUAGUAUGUGAGCUCUGUGAGUAACUGUAGUGAUAUAACCUUCAGACAGUAGUAGUCCAGCCUGUCCAGGGUGCGAUAAUUCACGUACUUACGUACCGGAGGUACGCCAAUAUUACGGUCUGGUACAGUGGUAAGGGGGAGGCUAUAUAAUAGUCGGAAAUGGGGGAAUAUAAAAUUCUAUAAUAAAUUAUAAUUUUUCGUUCCAACCCUUUCCCCCCUAUUAUUUUAUUCUAUUAUUAUUAUUAUGUUCCUGUAGGCCGCCCCGAGUGACCCUUCGCCAGUGGUUAACGGAGAAACAUUGGAACAAGCAGCAGAGCAAACAUUGGAGCAAGCAGUAGAGAUAGAAGAACAAGAUCAAGAAAGAAGGGAUGAAACAGAGUCUCCAUCCUUGCUUUCAUCGCAAGACAUUGGAACAGGUAUAUACUGGGUGUCUCCAAAAAAGCCCCCUUAGAAAUCACUCUUGUGCGUUAUUAUACCUUUGGAAAUUUAAUUUCAUUGUACAUGAACGGCGGAAGUAUUUACAACUUCCCUUCGUCCAAAUAAUUUAACUCUUCGGUUACACUUUGCGUUAACGUAUGAGUUGUUUCGACAAAUACUCGUUGUAGCCAGUUGAACCAUUCUGACUCGAGGGUAAGACGAAUUUGUAAUUUGACAUUUUUGUGUUGCUGUUCGUUUUAGAAGCUAUUUUAAAUUCCCAGAGGUUAUAUAACAACGCACGUUUAACAACAAAAGAGUGACUUCUAAAGGAGGACUUUUUUGGGACACCCUGUAUACAGUAGAUGUUUUAAACGUAUUUAAUGCGAAAAAAAAAGAUUCGCGCGUUUGCCCCAAGAGCAAGAUGCUCAUCUAGGGGGCUUACGCUAAUAAUAUAUAUAGAUAUAGAUUACAUUAAAAAGUUACAACAACACAAUACACACCACAAGAUAAUAAUUAAACAAAGUGUCAAACAUUCGACUAUAUACGUAAUAACUAGGGUCACAAAGCAAGUACAUACUGUAGGUUAGAUACAUAAAGAACACAUAUUGAGAAACAGACAAAAAGGUAUGAAAGGACAGUAAAUACAGAUUAAUAUAUAUUGACAAUUUAUAUGAAUAGUAUACAAAAACAGGCAAAAUAAGAUACACAGGGUGCCGUAUAACUUGAAAUCACAUAUAGAUGUAGUUUAGCAGAGAGUGCAUGGGUAUCUUUUUUCUUACAAUUCUUAAAAUUUCAGAUUGUGAAACGGAUACACAGUCGUAUUGUUCUGAUCUGCCCGCGGGUUCCACGGGAAUCAUAAUUAUUGAUAAGGUUGGUAUUUAAAAGUACUUAUAAAAGUGCAUGUAUAAUUUAUGCAUGAGUGCAUAUUAAGCCUGGUUCACACUGGCAAUUUUGUCGACGGAUGAAAAUGAGUCAACUUGCACACAAAAGUAUAGAGUCGCUUUUCAGAGGUAAACAAUUUUAAGUCUUUUGCAUGUCAUUCGAUCACAUUUGCCAGGAGAAAAAUCGCCGACAGAAUUGCUAGUAGAAUUAUAUCGCCGAGUAGAAUUGCCUGGCUUAAAGGACACAUGUUGACUUAUAUUGCUGGCCAGGCUAUGCAAUGUCUGAGUAUCGUCCAGUAUAAUAAUAAUAAUUUUUGUUGUGGUUGCUUAGGUUCUACAGCAACACCUGAAAUUUUGUCUCAGAUUAACAAAGGUAAGCUAAAACGUGUGUUAAAUAGAUAAAUCUUAUGUAUACCAUCUUUCAAUGGUUAUUUUUCUUCCAUCUUCCCCAGUGAGGCAAACACGUGCAGUAGAGUUUAACAGAGCAACAGUAGAACACACGAAACAGUACCUUGAAUCAGCGAGGCAGACAAUGUAAUCCCUAAAACUAAGAGGGAAGAGCCUGGGAAUGAGGUUGUGAUUGCCCCACAGCAAGAUGGCGUUUCCAACCCCGGAAAAGGCGUACUAUCUCAACAGUUACAAGAAUGCCGAAACCGACCAAAUGCAAAACCACAUUGCUCGGGAAAAAAUUAUUCUUUAGAAAUUUGUAAUUCAUUUGUCUGUUCUUCUUUCCUAGGAUUUCGGUUCGAUAGGUCCGCUGAAAUGUAAGGUAAUGAGGAAAAUUUCAACUACUUUUGUAUCUUAACCCAAAUGAAUGGCAGUAUUUUCCCCUUGACGAGUAAAGUCGUCUGGCGUUAGACAGAGUAAAAUAAUUAAGUAGGGCGCGUCAGGGCGCAUUGCCACUUAAUGGAUUAAUACUGGAUAGCUCUAUGUUCUCACUGUAACUGCAGGUAAACUGAAAAUACACAUCCUAGAGGUAAAAGACACAUUUACUCAGGGCAAAUCGUCAAAGCAAGCUCCUUUCACCUCUGAGUUCGUGGGUUUGAUUCUCGCUACGGACUCAUGUGAAAAGAGUCUGUCAACGCUCUGCCGAAUGUCGUGGGUGUUCUCCGGGUGCUCUGGUUUCCUCCCACAGGGAAAGUUGACAGGGUGGGUUAGGAUAAACAUAGUUAUUAAGAAAGUAAUAUCACAAUUGCUGUAAAGAUAAAAUAGUCUAGGCUAAGUAUGUAAUUAUAGGUAAGCGUAUUAUACUUGAAAAAUAUGCCUGACCACGGUGGGAAUCGAACCUACAUACGACCUUUGGAAUACUAGCCCAAUGUUGUGCCAACUGAGCUACGCGGUCAGGUCGGUUCGAGUAUGUGAUAUUUCGGAACUGAGUCUAGUUCCUUCGAUAUCAGUGUAAUCCAGUAAUCAUGAUUUUUUUUCUGUGUUGGUGUAAUGUACUCAGGUGAAUAUGAUGCUUGUGAUCGAAGGAACUAGAUUCUGUUCCGAAAUAUGACAUACUCGAACCGACCUGACCGUGUAGCUCAGUUGGCAGAGCAUUGGGGUAGUAUUCCAAAGGUCGUAGGUUCGAUUCCCACUGUGGUCAGGCAUAUUCUUCAAGCUUGCCCGGUGUGGAUAUACACUCAAAGUAACAUCACACAAGCAUCUUAUUCACCUGAGUACAUUACACCAACACAGAAAAAAUCGUAUUAUACUAAUUCUAAUCGUAAUCGGAGCUGCUCGCCGAGCUUUGAAUGACUGAUGUUCGUUUUAGCAUGUCAGAAUAGUACCGUCUCUACAGUACCUUUCAAAUGUUCAAAACUGAAAAUGUCGGUAGUAUGCAGCUUAUAAUCAAUGCAGAUGUAACUUUCCCAUACAGGAAACAUCAGCUGUCAUAAAACUGGAAUGGCAAUGUGGUAUCCUGGAUAAAUUGAUCGAGCUUGUUUACAGUAAACAACCUCCGCAUACGAUAUCAAAAGGUAACUAUGAAUGCAGUGUUUCAAAGGCUUUGUCACUGCUUCAGUACCAGCUGUUUCGCGUACAGUUCUAGGAUCUUCAGAAGUCCAAACUAUGUUGGGCUAUUCCAUUUAAACGAUGCACCCCCGCACCUGAAGAAUUCCUGUCGGAAAAGAGAUCCGUUAAAAAAUUCUUUGUUAAUAGUAUUUAAUAUUUACAUUUUACCCCUGAAGAAUUCAUUAGUAAAAUUUGCUUUUACCCCUGAGGAAUUCCAAGUUUCUCGAUAGGAGAGAGGGGUAUUAAAUGGAAUAACCAAUUUGCUCUAUAUUUCGAGAACAAAAAUACACGUAAAGUUUUAAUGUGGUCCAAUGGAUGAUUCGAGCUAUAGGCGAAAUUUUGAUCUAGACAAGAAAAACGACACCAUUACCAUAGCUGGAAAGAUCAUCUUAAAAUGAGUAAAAUUGCAAAGUUUGAUUGCGAAUUGUUGUAAAAUGAGGAAAAUAUAGCCCUGUGAAAUUCGCAAAUUUUUUAUAUAUUUGCAGUACGCGCGGGAAAAAUAAUCAUUUUUUGAGCCGAAAGUGGUUAUUUUUACCGCGCGUAAUACAAAUAUAUACAAAAUUUGCGAACUUCACGGGGAUAUAUAUUCUUCAUUUUACAACAUUUAGCAACCAAUCUUUGCUGUUUUGCUCAUUCUAAGACUAUGUGCACACGGUAACGUUUUCGAGCGUUUUCAUUUGUGUUUUCACGCUAAAACGGAUACAAACACUAUCAAUUUACGACAGAAGUUGUAGUUUAUUUAAUAUAUCCGAGAUAUUUUCCUUUGGGCUGUGCGAAUACGGCGUCAAAACGAUUUUACGGACAAAAACGUUUUUGAAAACGCUGCAAAACGACGCCUGUGUGCACAUAGCCUAAGACGCCCCUUCUAGCUGGAUUUUGUUCUUCUUGCCUUGAUCAAAAUUUAGUCUACAGGUGGAAUUAUUUAUUUAUUUAAUUAGCUUUGCCAACUAGGGCAGGGUCACCACAACAGCAUAUGCCAAUUACUGUGGGCCCUUUAAUCAUCCAUCAUCCUUUAAUCAUCCUUGGGAAUCAUCCAUUUAAUUUGAAUUUCAGUGCAAAAUAUAUCCCAUUCAUUUCAUACAGCAUACUCUCCACUGGCAGCGAGUGGCCACGAUGAGAUCUUACUCUUCUGGGCUGGAAACUGUGGAGAAAAUGUAAGAUGUCCCUUUGAAUAACACUUUGCCUAACAAGAGAGCCUUCCAGUCACCAUUCAGUUACCAUUUGGGUAACAGUUCUGUUCGUUAUGUCAUCCAGUCACACAUUGUUUCAAUUCCUUUAGCCCCUCUUUAUCGAAUGCAAAGACUUCAUGCAAGCUUUCAAAGAACAGUUCAAUUCGCAAGUUGAUGAAAGCUACAGUCGCAUAAUCGACCGACGUAAGUUGAUGGCUUUUAGGCUUAACUCUACACGCUCAAAAGUCUUGUAGCAAGUCUGCCAACAAGCCGUCAACAAGUUGUGUUCGCACUGCUUGUCCCAAGUUGUCAACAAGUUUGGAACAAGCAUUGACAACUUGUAACAACGAUAUUAUCAAACUUGUUGCAAGGUUGUUCCAACAGGUCCGAUACAGUCAUGAUAUAACAAUAUUGUUACAACCUUGUGUCGUGAACCUUGUGACAUUCUUGUUGUAUCAUGACUGUAUCAGACCUGUUAGAACAACCUUGUAACAAGCCUGAUAAUGCCAUCAAGCUUGUUACAAGUUGUUAACAGCUUGUUCCAAACUUGUUCCAACAACUGGGAACAAGCAGUACGAACACAGUUUGUCGACAGCUUGUGAACAGAUUUGUAACAACUUGUUUGCAGACCUGUAACAACUUGUGCGGUUUUUCGUGUGUAGAAUAUAUAUUAACAUUAACUUGAUGUCAUUGUUUCUGUAUUUCAGUAUACCCAGUGAUCACCACGAGAAUACUGGACGAAAAUGACAGUAUUCUUAAACCAAAUAAUGAUGAAGAUUCAGUCAUAUCUAUAUACCAAUUUACAGAUUUUUUCCUCAUUGACAAUAGGUAAGAAAUCAUUGUUUUACACGUGCGGGUCAGAUGUAGGUAGUGUUCGUCGAAUCCAACAUCGUCCGGCUUUUUUAGUCCAAGAAUGUUGGAUGAAAGUUUUGGCUGCAUGAUUUGGCCAUUUAUAUUGGUUCAAAAGUCGUUUUGGCGUUCCUCUCAAAAUUACUUUGUUUUAGCUUUAUUUUGUAAAUUACAAUUAGCAACCUUUUUAAAUGUAUCUGGCAGUUGAGAAACACUAAAUAAUAGUUAAAUAUUGUCAAUUUAAGUACUAGAUAAAACAUGAGCAGCCGAUCAUGAGCAGCAGCUCGAGUUUGUAUAUCAGAUACAGAUCGGAUGCGAAUCAUCAAAGCUGAAGUUUAUGUAAAUCAGGACAAAUCUUUAUCCGAUUUACAAACAUUGAUUAAACAUUCAUUUCUUUUGUAUUUUCCUCGUGAAUUAUUGAUGAUUUUUUUUAAAUACAAUUAUCAUUGAUACUGUAAAAUUGACGCCACAUUUAUACAGCAAUAUCAGCAAAACUUACUGAACUUCAGACAUCAUUUUCUCUUUGACGUACUAUCUAAAAUCUCUUCAUUUUAGCAGAAUUUUACAGAUAAAACACUAAACAUAUACUUUUUAAGUUUGUUUGCCGCUUGAGAAACGUAUCGAAAAACAGAUAGCUAAUCCAAGUGGAAAAGUAUACUCAUUAGUUUUGAGCGCGUGUUACGUAACAUACAAAAGAUUCUAUAAGCCUUACAAAGAACGGCUGUCGUCGUUAAACUUGCUACCAUUAAGUUACGAUAGAUAAAGCUUUAUUUGGUUUUAUAAACGUGAACUUGAAUAACUAUGUGUCGUUUGUCAGCCAUGGUCGUACUCGAUUGAGUCUUUCCUCUGAGUAUAUCCUUCAAAACCCACUGUGUAAAACUACCACUUUUCAAUCCUCCUACUACAACCGUAUUGUCAAUAUCUGGAACACUGUAUCUCAAGAAGUAUCUCUUGACAGUUUCUCUAGACCUAGUUCUUUUAAAUGUUAUCUCAAGCACAAAUAUUCAAACUUAGUUAACUCUAUUUACGACGCAGACGUGUCUUGCACGUGGUCUUUGACUCGGGACUGUCCUUGCCACAGGUCCUAACUGUUUAUUAACAUUAUGUAAUAAUAAACGUUUAACUUAAGAAUACCAUUAUAUGAUAUAUGAUAUAAACAUAACACAGCAUAAUAUAGUUUGUAAACCUUGAGUGGGUGCAUUUUACGAUUUGUACCAGUUGUUUCCCGCAGUUCGUUCAUUAAAUAGGAAUACAAUGCAUUGUGGGAAGCAACUGGGGGUUUUACUAACCCUCGAUUUUUAUGAGGCGUAUGCACCUCCGAGGUUUACUAGAACAGUAUAGAUUUUCAAUUAGAACAGUAAAUUUUUACUAAGUUUGGGCAGGUGCCUUGCAUGGUUCUUCGAGUCCCGUUUGCGCCUCGCCCAUUUAGGGUCUCCGAAUAAUUGACUUUAUAAUUAGACUUUGUACAUAUACUGUAGUGGACCCUAAUAAAGACAAUAAUAAUAAUAAUAAUUCUCCUUUUAACUUGUUUCCAUUAUUUCACAUUCAUGACUAAGAAUACGGGCCGAACGGGCAACUAAAGUCUAAUUUGGAGUUGCCUAGAUUACGAGUUAUUAUUAUCGUUAGUAAAGUUGUAUUUUUCUUCUUGUAUCAGAUGGAAUCUUGCACAGUUUGUCAAAGAUGUAGCCGAAGAAUGUAAGUUCUUGGAUGCUUUUAUAGUUUAUACAGUUUGUCCUCACAAAAACUCGUGGAUCGAAUUGUGUUUCAUUCAUUUGCCUAUCCGGUACAAAAAAUAUAAAAAAGCGCGCGAUUAUUUUUAAGUGUGCAUGAUUUUAUUUUUUCGUUUUCUCUCUAGUACUGACAUGUGCUCGUUUGAUAAACGAAGAAAAAGCAGUUGUUCUAACACAGGUAAGCUAAAUUAUGUUCCUUCAGCGAAGGAAAGAGAAGCGAUUUUUAAUCAAUGAUACAGUCGUUAGUUGCUGUUCAUUUUCAAACGUUAGUAUUAUCAAGUACACACGUUAAAAGUUAAACCGCACAAGUUGUUACAGGUCUGCAAACAAGUUGUUACGAAUUUGUUCACAAGCUGUCGACAAGUUGUGUUCGCACUGCUUGUUCCCAGUUGUUGUAACAAGUUUGGAACAAGCUGUUAACAACUUGUAACAAGCUUGAUGGCAUUAUCAGACUUGUUACAAGAUUGUUCUAACAGGUCUGAGGGCGCUUUCCAUUCAAUGGCCUGACCGAUCAGAUCUGAAUACUUUUCUCAGUAUCAAAGGAAAGAUCUGGUCUAUGUUUCUCAAAUGUCUAGCGAAAAUGGACCUCAUUCUAAUGUUAUCAAAAUUUUCCGGUUAGAUAGGUCUGACGCCCAAAUGUUUUGUGUUUCAUUCAACAAUUUGACCGUUCUGACCGGUUUGGCCAUGUUAAUGGAAAGCGCCAUGAUACUGUCACGAUAUAACAAGAAUGUUACAAGGUUGACGACACAAAUCGGAUUUGUUGGAACAACCUUGCAACAAGUCUGAUAAUGCCAUGAAGCUUGUUGCAAGUUGUUAACAGCUUGUUCCAAAAUUGUUGACAACUUGGGACAAGCAGUGUGAACUCAACUUUUUGACGGCUUGUUGGCAGACAUGCUACAAGAUGUGAGAUUUUUGUGUGUGUAUGUGAGGAUUGAAGGAAUGCGAAAAGGCGAGAACGGGAAAUCUGUCUAUCUUUUUAAUAAUCUAUAACUUUUAAUAAAUUAUGCUUUUAUCAAAUAAUACAAUAGUGCGUAAUUUUAUAUUUUUUCCAACACAGCUUCAGAUGUACAAUAAAAUACCAUUUCAACAGAGUUGUUGUGUAUCUGCUGCUAGGCUGCUGACCGAUUCUGAUUAUAGAGUUGCGGGCGCAGCAGGUAGGAAACCAUUUUUUUUUUUGCAUUAAUUUUGUAUUCUUCGUGCAUUGCUUUAUGGGACAUACAUGCUCAAUUGAAUUUGAAAUUCUAGGUGUCUAUUUCGAAACUCUUUUAAAAGACGUCAAUCGGAGAGCACAGGUAUGCCAGAUUGCAUUACGAUUUUCCAUUCUGCAUCAACUAGACUAACUUUAUUUAUACUCGAUAGCGCUAUACUGUAAUUUCUGUCUAGACUAUUAAGUAGAAUCAAAACUGGAAGUACUUUUCACGCAUGUAACAGAAGUGAUUAGAAUUAGAAUUAGAAUCUAUGACAGAAUUGGAAGGUGAACAGAGGUGAACGCAUGCUAUCCAAUGUGCUACCAACAGGAUUAUUUUUCAAACAUCUGCUCUUUAAUCAAUUCAGGCUGUAUCGUACUGUAUUGAAGCUUUGGAGGAUGGUGAUGAAGAUCUUCGAAUUGGAGCUUGUUGUGCCUUACAGAAACUUGAGGUUGGUGUUAAAGAGGGGGUACAUGAAAGAGGAAGGGAAUGAGGAGGGAUAGAGAUGGGGGCGAGGAAGGAAGUGAUGGAAGGAGGGAGAGAGAGAGGGAGGGAGGAAGGGAGGGAGGGAGGGAAGAGAAAGGAAGGAGGGAGGGAGAGAUGGGGGAGGAAGGAUGGAAGGGAGAAAAUAAGUGAUGGAGGGAGGGAGGAGGGCAGGGUAGGAGGAAGGGAGAGAGGGAGAUAGUAAAUGAGGGAGGAAAGAAGGGGGGAAAGGGAUGGAGGGAGGAUGGAAGGAAGGAUGGGGGAAGGUAGGGACGAAGAAGGGAGGUAGGAAGGGAAGGAGGGUGUAUUGUAGAAGGAAUUGAGAAAAAGAGGAGUGGAAGCUAUGCAUGAACGAAUGAAGAUAGAGUGAGGGUAAGAAAGAUAGAAGGAAAUAAGAAGUUUUCUUAUCUAUUUUUGUACACAGGGUAGAGAAGCGUGCGAACAUUUAUCGUUCCUGGCAAAAUGCGACACGGUUAAAGUGAAACAUGCUGCUGAAUCAGCCGUUUCUAGUUUCGGUAAGUGACAUGACUGAAGCCUGGUUUACACUGUCAAAGUUUCUGUGAUUACAGUAGGAAUUUUGCAUCGGUAAAUUAUAAAACUUCUGCCUUCCUUGACCACACCUACGUCAUGUAAUGUACACUAUAGUGGAUCGAUAUUAUAUGUCAAAUUCGCGAAGUGUCUAUUGCAAGACAUUUGCUUCAAAAUUAUCAUUUGUUUCGUCCCAAGGAACCGACUCUGAGCCGAGCGACGACGAAAAGAACGCGAACAUUUGGAAACAAACGACGGUAAUGUCUGACGUUUCGAAAAGUACGGAUUUUUAG